Molecule: messenger RNA, 2132 nt
Organism: Andrographis paniculata
Lineage: Eukaryota; Viridiplantae; Streptophyta; Magnoliopsida; Lamiales; Acanthaceae
Product: 3-phosphoinositide-dependent protein kinase 2
Exons: 11
Coding region: 259-1734 (491 amino acids)
Biological process (GO): peptidyl-serine phosphorylation; intracellular signal transduction
Molecular function (GO): ATP binding; protein serine/threonine kinase activity
Source: RefSeq, a predicted model, not a curated record
UUCACUUUUCUCGGGACUCCCUCUUUCAAACUCCUUCUUUACCUUUUUGCUUUUCUCAACAAAUCAAAUCAAUUCACUAAUCUCUUCUUCUCAAUCCAGGAUUUCUCAUUCCCGACCCACAAUUUCCUUCAUUGUAUGCAUUUCGGGAUUUUCUAAUUAUUCACUGAUCGGUGCUUUUCUGCGGCUAGAUUGAUUGAGGUAUGAAGUGAAUUUGUUUGUGAGAGGAAUUAGGGAUUUGCUUUUUUGAGGGGGAAGGUAAUGCCGGGAUUUGCGUUGGGUACAAUGGAGGAGUUCGACUCGAAGCUGAGGAUUGAGGACAAGAGCGAUAGCAGUAGCGAUUCUCAGAGAUCUAAGGCCUUUCCUUUUAGGGCACCGCAGGAGAAUUUCAGCAUCCAGGACUUCGAAUUGGGGAAAAUUUAUGGCGUCGGGUCGUACUCCAAGGUUGUCAGGGCGAAGAAGAAGGACACGGGAAAUGUUUAUGCAUUAAAGAUUAUGGAUAAGAAAUUCAUCACAAAGGAAAAUAAAAUUGCUUAUGUGAAGCUGGAGCGCAUAGUAUUGGACCAAUUGGAUCAUCCUGGUGUGGUGAGGCUGUUUUUCACUUUCCAAGAUACUUUUUCACUCUACAUGGGGCUUGAAUCUUGCGAUGGUGGCGAGCUUUUCGACCAAAUUAUUAGAAAAAGCCGUUUGCUUGAAGACGAGGCACGUUUCUAUGCAGCUGAAGUUGUGGAUGCUCUUGAAUACAUACACAGCAUGGGAUUGAUUCAUCGAGAUAUUAAGCCGGAGAAUCUGCUGCUUACAGCUGAUGGGCAUAUCAAGAUUGCUGAUUUCGGCAGUGUAAAGCCCAUGCAAGGGAGCCGAAUAACCGUACUUCCCAAUGCAGCAUCGGACGAUAAAGCGUCCACCUUUGUUGGGACAGCUGCUUAUGUACCACCGGAAGUUCUGAAUUCCUCCCCAGCAACUUUUGGGAUCGAUCUUUGGGCUCUCGGCUGCACAUUGUACCAAAUGCUUUCUGGGACUUCUCCUUUCAAAGAUGCAAGCGAAUGGCUGAUUUUCCAGCGAAUUAUUGCUAGAGAUAUCAGAUUUCCAAAUUACUUCUCAGCAGAAGCUCGAGAUCUCAUCGAUCAGUUAUUGGACAUGGAUCCAACUCGGCGACCAGGGGCAGGGCAUGGAGGUUUUGCCCCGCUCAAAAACCAUCCCUUUUUCAAGGGGAUCGAUUGGAAAAACUUGCGGACUGGAAAGUCACCGAAACUUGCUUUAGAGCAAACAGCUCACUCUACCGAAGGUGAAGAUCAAGAUUCUUCGUGGAACCCUUCACAUGUCGGUGACUACUCACCGCAAGUAAAUGAUGUUUAUGCUGGUGCUGCAUCGGCUUCUGAAGCCGAGAACAUAACUAAGCUUGCUUCGAUUGAUUCAUUCGAUUCAAAUUGGAAGCAAUUCUUGGAGCCUGGAGAAUCGGUUCUCAUGAUAUCCAAUGUCAAGAAAUUACAGAAGCUGACGAGCAAAAAAGUCCAACUCAUUCUCACGAAUAAACCAAGGCUAAUUUAUGUCGACCCCGCAAAAUUGGUGGUCAAAGGAAAUAUAAUAUGGUCUGACAAUUCUAACGGUCUCAGCAUUCAAGUCAUGAGCCCUUCGAAUUUCAAGAUUUGCACGCCGAAGAAAGUCCUGUCAUUCGAGGAUGUGAAACAAAGGGCACACCAGUGGAAGAAAGCAAUCGAAGGCCUUCAAAACCAGUGAAUAAUUUUCGAUUAUGAUGUUGAUGUUCGCAUAAAUUGGGGAUUAUUACAAUGGCUGGCAAAGGAUCACGCCAUCAACUAGUCCCGGGUAAGUCAUUCGUUUUAUGUCUACAGAAAGUCCGAAGCUGGAUUAUUUUUUUGUAUUGUACCGUGUUUUUUGUUUUAGAAAAAAGUCUGAAAUUUACACGAGAUUUUCGAUCACCAUUUUUUAAAGAUAUAUAUAGAUAGAUUGUCUUUUAAUUUUAAUUUUUGGAUUAUUUUAGUGCUGGCUUGUGUCUUUUUCAUUGGAUGUUGUAGGAGUUUGAAUUUAUAUUGCCUUUAAGGCAUUAGCUUCAAACUUGUUCGAAAUUGUGGGCAUUUUUUUUUUUCCAAAAAAUAAUGAUGUGUAAAUAUACAAGA